Leptinotarsa decemlineata (Colorado potato beetle) is the source of this 4009-nucleotide messenger RNA. RefSeq names its product probable multidrug resistance-associated protein lethal(2)03659. Gene Ontology annotation, biological process: transmembrane transport. The record is from RefSeq and is a predicted model, not a curated record. Gene Ontology annotation, cellular component: membrane. Gene Ontology annotation, molecular function: ABC-type transporter activity; ATP hydrolysis activity; ATP binding. NCBI's taxonomy places the organism in Eukaryota, Metazoa, Arthropoda, Insecta, Coleoptera, Chrysomelidae.
UUCCACCUUUAUCAGACUAUCGCAAUGUCAGUAUAUUAUUUGUAAAUUAUAAUAAGUAUGAAUUUAUGUGAAUUCUGUUCAGUUAUCACAAUGAAAAUUUCGUUUGUUGAACCUCAAUCAUAAUGAAAUAUUGCUUAGUGUGAAAUUUCGGUAAUACAUUUUUGAAAAAUGAAUAUUCGCGAGGAAGUUAAGAGACAGAAAAAUCCAAGGGAAAGUGCUAAUGUUCUUUCUAGAAUCACCUUCGCAUAUACAGCAAGUUUAUUCAAAAAAGGCUUGAAAUGCGACCUCCAGGAAAAAGAUUUAUAUGAAGUUAUCAGUAGCUGCAAUUCCAAUAAAUGCGGAAAUAGGUUGGGAAAGCAAUGGAAGCUCCAAAAUCGAAAAAGUUCCUCGCCAUCGAUAAUUAAGUUAAUAUGGGUUCUAUUUGGUUGGAAGUACAUUUUAAUGGGAUGUACUAAAAUGACAGUGACAGUAAUAAGAAGUAUUUUAGAACCAAAUGCAGUCAGCAGCUUGGUAUCCUACUUCAAACCAGGACAAACGAAUAUAUCCAAAAACGACGCAUAUUUUCAUGCACUCGUAGUUUUGAUGCUGUACAUUUUCGACUGUUUCUUCGUCCAUAAUUAUACGCUUUGGGUGCAGCAAAUGGGUAUCGAAAUGAAAGUAGCGUUUUCCUCUUUUCUCUACAGGAAAUCGUUGAAACUCACCCCAGCUGAGAUCUCUCGGAUAACACUUGGAAAUGUGGUGACUUUGAUAACGAAAGAUGUCAAUACCUUCGUCGAUUCCAUACAGAUGUUGAACGAUUUAGCGAUAGGAAGCGUACAGACUGUCGUUGUAUGCUAUUUGAUUUACAAUAAAAUGGGAGUUACUUCACUCAUUGGGAUCGCUGUUCUUUUUUGUACAUUACCGAUACAAGGUUUCAUUGGAAAUUGGACCAUAAAAGUGAGAUUGGCACUAGGUAAAAAAUGUGACGAAAGGUUACAAAUCAUUCAAGAAUCGUUGUCGUUCAUCAAAAUUGUGAAAAUGUAUACGUGGGAGUCAUAUUUUAUCAAAAAAAUCAACACGGCAAGAACGAAAGAGCUGAGCAAAAUGCUUCUAGGAUUCUUCUUGAACAUGACGAUGCUCGUAACCGGAUUAUUAUUUGCCAGCAUUGGUUUCUACGUCUUUCUUUCAACGAAUAUUUGGAUGGGUUUCCCGACAGAUACCACACUAUUAUUCUACUUAGUAUCUAACCUUAAACACCUUAAACAGGCACUUGGAAACCUUGUAGCUCGUAACAUAACAAUUGUUGCACAAUGUUAUGCUGCUGUGACUAGAAUAAAAAGACUGAUGAACGCUGGAGAGUUACAUCCCAAAAUAGGAGUUCAAAGUGAACCAAAGAUACAUUUGGAAAAGGGAACUGUACGUCUUGAACAUAAGGAACUUUUGAAGAAUAUAACUUUUAGAGCUGGUCCAGGAUUGACAGUGGUAACUGGUAGAGUUGGAUCCGGAAAAAGUCUACUUCUGAAAACUAUCUUGCAAGAAUAUCCAUUGGAAAGCGGUAGUUUAGUGUGCUAUAAUAACAUUUCGUACUCGUCCCAGGAUCCUUGGUUAUUUCCAUCUUCUUUAAGACAGAAUAUAAUCUUUGGUGAAAAGUUUAAUGAAACUAGGUACUCAGAAGUCGUCAAAGUUUGUGCUUUGGAGUACGACUUCAGUUUAUUCCCUGAAGGAGAUGCCACAAUAAUCACUGACAGGGGGUUGAAUUUGAGUAAAGGACAACAAGCUCGAAUAAAUUUGGCAAGAGCCAUCUACAGAAAAAGUGAAAUCUACCUUUUGGACGAUCCAUUAGCAGAUCUGGACGUGAACGUGCAAAGCUACGUUUUCAAAGAAUGCAUACAAAAAUAUUUGAAAGAUAAAAUUUGUGUCUUUGUUUGCCAAACAGCAGCUUUCAUACAAGAAGCCAACAAUGUGUUUGUGAUGGAAAACGGAGAAAUAAAAACUUCUGGGAAGCCCAUUGAAAAGAUAUUGAGGGAAAUAUAUGACAUUAACGGAAAUGAUAAUGAUGAUACAAGUCAAGUUCAAGAAGAGGAAUGUGAAAUUACAACGAGUGAAACCGAGCAUCUUCUGAAGCCUCCUGUCGAGAGAGGGAAUAUUUAUAUGGAGAAAAAGAAAAGUGGCAUUGUCAAUUACGGCGUGUAUAUGAGUUACAUUAAAUGUGGCGGAGGACUGAUUGCCUUAUUUUUUGUGGUGUCAUUAGUUAUUCUUCUUGAUUUCUCUGGAAUUUACUCUAAAGGAUUACUAACCGAAUGGAUUGAUAAAAGACAACAUUUUUUGGAUUUACGAGAAACUAUUGCUGGAUUGCAAACUAACUAUUCGAACAGUACGAUAGCCGAUAAAAUUAAUUCUCUACAAAAAUCCUAUGAAGAAGCUGAGUCGCAAGAACAAUAUUCAUUCUUGGUUUAUUCCGUUCUGCUUCUGUCAUCGAAUGCAUUGUUGUUAGUGAAAUGUUUCGCUGUUCUGAAUUUCUGCAGACGCUCAUCUGUAAAUCUGCACAAGAAAAUGAUAAACAGGGUUGUCAGAGCUCCAAUGGCAUUUUACGAUACUCAUUUCAUCGGUAAUAUUCUUAACAGGUUCUCUCAAGAUUUGGUGAAUGUUGACGAGUACCUACCAACUGUUAUUGACGAAAGUUUUCGGGCAGCUGUUAUGGUUUUUGGACAUUCGUGGCUCAUCGUGAGUGUGAAUAUUAAAUUCGUCAUAUACGUUAUUAUUAUCAUUAUAAUGUCGUUUGUUUUGAGGCUGUUAUAUCUACCAGCAGGACGCAGUUUGAAGAGAUUGGAAUCGGCAACCCGAAGUCCGAUGAUUGGUCACUUAAAUGCGUCUUUGGAGGGAUUGACCACUAUAAGAGCUUGCAAAGCGCAAGAUAUCCUUGAAGAUGAAUUUGAUAGACAUCAAGAUUUGUAUACUUCGGCAUUUUAUACUUCCACAUAUGCAAUGGAGGCUUUUCAAUUGGCCCUGGACUCACUCUGCUCGAUAUUUGUGGUUCUUGUCAUUAUAGGCUUCAUCGUUGUAGAUACAGAUGUCAGUGCUGGCAAUGUAGGACUUGCUAUUAUGGAAAUCAUGUAUAUGGGAGAAGCGAUACGAUACUUGAAUCAAAGAUGGUCACAAUUGGAAACGCUUAUGACUUCAGCUGAAAGAGUUUUAGAAUAUAGUUCAGCGAGCCCAGAAUCAGAAAUCGGCAAUAUUGUAGAGAAUUGGCCAAAUUAUGGAGCUGUUGAUUUUGAAGACGUUUCACUGUCAUAUAAGAGCAAAAUGGUCCUCAAGCAUGUGUCCUUCAGAGUGGAACCAGGUCAGCACAUUGGAAUUGUUGGAAGAACUGGAGCAGGGAAAUCAUCACUGAUUUCUUCCAUCUUCCGGCUGUACGACAUCGAAGGGAAAAUUAAAAUCGAUGGGGUUGACAUCAAGACAUUGUCUCUGAAAUUCCUCAGGAGGAAUAUCGUCGUAAUUCCCCAAAAUUUCCACUUGUUUUCUGGAACCAUUCGUUCCAAUCUAGACCCUUAUAAUGAGUUCUCGGAUGAAGAUCUUUGGAAUGCUCUCGGGAAAGUAAACAUCAAGAAGUCUAUCGAUGAUUUGAAUAUGAAGGUGGAAAGCCGUGGAUCAAAUUUCAGUUCAGGUCAAAAACAGCUCAUUUAUUUAGCAAGAGCUGUUCUUCGCAGAACUAAAAUAAUAGUUUUAGAUGAAGCAACUGCUAAUAUGGAUAACGAAACAGAUAUUCUGUUGAAUGAGGUCAUGAAAAAUAAUUUUGAACACUGUACAAUUUUCAAAGUGUCGCACAGAUUGGAGUGUAUUUUGGAAUGUGACAAAAUUUUGGUUUUAGAAAAAGGGGAAAUCAAGGAAUUUGAUAAUACUGCCACUCUGUUAGAAAAUGAAGAAGGGCAUUUCUACGCAUUGGUUAAACAAGCGGGACUACUCAACUACUUAAAUUAGUUGUUUGAUAUGGAAAUUAUAUACACUAGUACAAAAUUUGGAUAUAUACUGG